Molecule: messenger RNA, 2319 nt
Organism: Labrus mixtus (cuckoo wrasse)
Lineage: Eukaryota; Metazoa; Chordata; Actinopteri; Labriformes; Labridae
Product: interferon-induced protein with tetratricopeptide repeats 1B-like
Exons: 2
Coding region: 145-1440 (431 amino acids)
Biological process (GO): defense response to virus
Cellular component (GO): cytosol
Molecular function (GO): protein binding
Source: RefSeq, a predicted model, not a curated record
UUUAAAGCUGCUACACAUCAUCACGUUAUCCACACCAGAGAGCUGAAGCUGGAGCGACUGUAACCAGAGAGCAACAUCAAGAGGAAAUAUCUGCCCGACUAAGUCAUCUUCAGAAAACGACUGAGAGGAAGAAACAGCAGAAAGAUGAGUGCUGCUCAGAGUCAAACCACACUGGAGUCCCUGCAGUGCCACUUCACCUGGGACCUGGACCGCAGCAGGCCGAAACUUUUACGUCUCACAGACAAGAUGGAGGACUUCAGCACAGAGGAGGGAAAUAGAAAGCUGGGCCACAAGUACAACCUGUGGGGGUUCAUUCAGUAUAAGCUGGGGUUAAAUGAAGAGGCUAAGAGUUUGUUCCAGAAGGCUGCAGAGACCCUCAACAAGCUGAGAGAUGCAGAUGAGGGUCCUUGGUUAGUGGUGAACUACGGGAACCUGGCCUGGCUGCAUCACCACAUGGGAGAUCUAGAGGAGAGUCAGGCUUACCUGUCAAAGGUUGAUGACCUGAUGGAAAAAUACCCAUCUCCAUCCCAGGACGACCUCCAUCCAGAGAUCUACGCUGAAAAGGCCUGGACCCUGAUGUUCUUAGGAGAGGAUAGGGAGAAGGUUGUUGAUAACUACGAGAAAGCUGCCAGGAUGCAGCCGGACAUGGUGGAGUGGAACACCAGCUAUGUCAUAGAGUCAGUGAAUGUUCAUAAGAACAAAAACACAAGUCUGGACCCUGACCUCUUGGACAAAAUGAGACAAGCCAAGGAACAGGAUCCAGAGAACUUGCACCUCGCUGCUCUCUACCUUCAACAAUGUCCUAAUGAAGGAGAAAACAUUCAAGAUGAAGUCCGUGAGUUGGCUGGAAAUGUGAGCACUCUGUGCUGCAGAGGCAUGUGGGCCUUACUAAACCUUUACAUAAAAUACAUAUCUGUUGAUGACGCCAUUGAUUUGGCAGAGAAAGUUCUGAAAGAACAUCCAGAUGUGCGUUUUCUGAAGAGAUUAGUUGCAUUCUGCUACAGAUCGAAGAUAGUUUAUAAAAGCAGAAAUUACCCUGAUCCAGAACAAAGCACGGUGGACAGAGCAAUCGCUCUCCACGAGGAGCUGAUCUCUCUUUACCCUCAUGAUACACUCGAAAAGGAAACAGACCUCGCAACUAUCUAUGCAAAGUCAUGUGACAGCAAGGCCAAAGCUGAGAAGAUAUAUCAGGAACUGCUGGACAGAGAUCUGGAACCUGGAGAAAAACAGAUGCUUUACAACAAAUAUGCAGAUUACUUAUUCUUUAAUCGAAAAGACUCCCACAGGUCGACACAGUAUCACAUGAAGGCAGCAGCAAUACCAGAAAAUUCCUACUUCCGUAAGAACAGCAUCAGAAUCCUGGAGGAGAAGAAAGACAGAGGCAUAAUGUGCAGAGAAAUUGAGGAGUUUCUCAGAAACCUGCAAGAGCCAACGCAGUAAAGAUAGGGAGGCAAAUUUAGGGGGAACAAUUUUGUCCAAGCAAAAAAAAAAAAACAUCUAAUUUCUACGAAGGCGUUUUGCUUUCAUGUGGUAAUAAAGAGCAAAAGAAUCCUGAAGAAGAAUGAAAAACAGGAGGGGGCCAAUUCUGCCAGGGCAUCCAAAAAACAAGGAUAAAAACUAACUAAAAACUAAUUUCUUGUCAUUCAAAACUAUUUGAAAUAAAUUAAAGGAAGUUUUAUUUUUUAUUAUUUUCUUAAUUAUUUUUAUUUUUGGGCUUUUAUGCGUUUAUUUAGAGAUAGGACAGUGGAUAGAGUUAGAAACAGGGGAGAGAGAGAGAGAGAGAGAGAGAGAGAGAGAGCGAGAGAGAGAGAGACAGAGAGAGAGAGACAGAGUUGAGAACGACUUACUAAUUCAGGACGGAGUUCCCUUCAUGACAUCACAAAGGGCAGUAGCCCCUUGCAUCCAGAGUGGAUUGAGAACAAGAAACUUCACACACAUGUUUUGAGGAGCUCUGAGACUUAUUUAAACUGGUUGAAGAGGAGGAGGAUAUGUGAUCUUUAAAUCUUACACCCUAGCUCCUGGUAGGUGUGACGUCCUCUGUAAAACACGGUCGUCAUGGUGAAUACUUAAUGAAGAAAUGUGUGAAUUGUGAUUAUCAUGUAUUUUGCUUCUGUUGUGUUUUUUCAAUGCUGUAUUUUCAGUUUUUAGAAUUAAUGGAUUUUAUAUGAAUGUGCUUCGCUUUGGAAAUUUAAUGUCCUCAUUGUUCAUGUGAAAAUGUAUUUGCUGUGUGACCUGAAAAUUAUAUAUUAAGAUGCUCCUGUUUGCUCAAGCUAUGUUUAAGCUUUAUACCAAUAAAUGAACAGUGUGCACACCAAGAAA